CAAUUACCAGCAAUUCGAACAGCCAGCGCGUGAAGUUUAUUUUUGGACGGUAUGACUCUUCUUGCGUGCCGUAGAAAAUGGGGCGUGGCUUAGCGAGAUUGCGGAAGUAGUUGUGCAUUCUCAGCGGAAAACACGUGCAGAGCGAUUAAAGUAAUCCUGAGUGAUGUAUAAAUACUGAGUCGAACAGAAUAAAGAAGAAAGAGAGAAAAACAGUGGGACGGAGUGGGAUCUUAUUUGAGGACAGCUGGGAAACUUUUUUUUUUUUUGUAUAAGCACGGAAAGGCCCCCACACCCUCUGGAAAUUCAUAGAGGAUCUGUUCAAUGUUUGUGUCUGUAAUUGAAGCUCCAUCAUGUCGUCUAAGAAAGAGCCGAGCGCUGAUGAGCGCUUCGCCCGCGUCAAGAAGGACCCACGCUUCUGGGAGAUGCCGGACGUGGAGCAGAAAGUGCGUAUUGACAAGCGCUUCCAGUCCAUGUUCCAUGACGAACGCUUCAAGCUGAAGUACACGGUGGACAAACGCGGCCGUCCCGUCAACCACACGUCCACCGAGGACCUGAAACGCUUCUACAAGCUGUCUGACUCUGAGCAGAGCGAUGCUGAUGACACACAUGAGGAGCAGAAGAAGAAGAAAGUAAAAGCAAAGGAGGAGGAGCUUGAAAAGGGGGAGGAGCCUGUGUCUAAGAAAGCUGGAAAGAAAAAGGUGUUAAAAUCCAGCGAGUGUGAGAAGAUCAGGAAAGCAGAGCCAGUUAAAGGAGUGCGAGUCGUCGAAGAAGUGGAGGAGGAGGAUGAAGAAGAACUCGAGGAGGAUGAAGAAGAAUAUAGUGACAGUGACAAAGGAGUGGGUCUCUCUGAUGAUGGAGAGGAAGAUGAUGAUGAAGGUGAGAGUGAGUCGGAGGACGACAGUGACAGCGGUCCUGAUCUGGCCCGAGGAAAAGGUAACAUCGAGACGAGCUCCGAGGAGGAGGAUGAGGAUGAGGUGGAGGAGUUCCUGCAUCAUGAGGAAGAGGAGAUUGAACACGACUGGGGGGAAAUGUGGAAGGACGCUCCACGCACUGAGGAGGUCAGUUGCAGGUUAGCAGUGUGUAACAUGAACUGGGACCGAAUCAAAGCUAAAGACCUGCUGGCUCUGUUCAGCUCCUUCAAACCUAAAGGAGGCGUGGUGCUGUCCGUCACGAUCUAUCCCUCAGAGUUCGGUAAGGAGAGGCUAAAGGUGGAGCAGACUCAGGGCCCUCUGGAGCUCACCAGCCUUCCAGACGACCCAGACGCAGACACUGAGGAACAGCGGAUCUAUAGGGAGAGGAUGCGAGAUUAUCAGUUUAAGCGUCUGCGUUAUUACUACGCCGUGGUGGAGUGCGACUCGCCCGAAACGGCCACCAAAAUCUACGAGGAGUGCGACGGCUUCGAGUACGAGAGCAGCUGCUCAACGCUGGACCUGCGGUUCGUCCCUGACAACACGACGUUUGAAGACGAACCGAAAGACAGAGCGACAGACGUGGAUUUGGCCACCUACCAACCCAAACUGUUCACCUCCACCGCCACCACUACAGCUAAGGUGGAGCUAACAUGGGACGAGACGGAUCAUGAUCGCAUCACCACCCUCAGCAAGAAGUUCAACAAGGAUGAGCUGCUGAACAUGGACUUCCAGGCCUACCUCGCUUCCUCCAGCGAGGAUGAGGUCGAGGCAGAAGAGGUCAACUCGGCGGAGUGUGAGACCGAGGAGAAGAAGAAAGGGAAGAAGGAAGAAGAGCAGAUCGCUAAAUACCGCGAGCUCUUGCAGAGCAUCCAGAAUAAAGACAAGAAAGAGAAGGACAAGGACAUGGAGAUGGAGAUCACCUGGGUGCCAGGGUUAAAGGAGAGCGCGGAGAAACUGGUCAAGAAAAAGAUGGAGGGAAAAGACAAAAUGACUCCGUGGGAGGAGUUUCUGGAGAAGAAAAAAGAGAAGAAGAAAGAGAAGAGGAAAGGAAAGAAGGAAGCAGAGGUCCAGGAUGAGGCUGCUAUCAGCGAUGAUGAACUUCCUCCUGACGUUGACCUCGAUGACCCCUUCUUCUCUGAAGAGCUGGGAGGAUCUACUGGGACGGCCCAGAAAAUCAAGAAAGCAAAGAAAAACAAAAAGGGGGAGGAGCAACUAACAGUGGAGGAAGAGGCGGCGCUAGAGAAACAGAAGGCUGAAAUGGCUCUCCUGAUGGACGACGAUGAAGGUGAGGAACACCGCCAUUUCAACUAUGAUCAGAUCGUGGAGCAGCAGAACCUGAGUAAGAAGAAGAGGAAGAAGCUCCUGAAGAGCAAUACGCUACUGGAGGAGGACAACUUCAAGGUGGACUUGCAGGACUCGCGUUUCCAGGCCAUGUUCACAUCCCACCUGUACAACCUGGACCCCUCGGACCCGGCCUACAAGAAGACCAAAGGUACUCAGAGCAUCCUGGAGGAGAAGCAGAGACGGAGGGCGGAGCAGCAGCGCAGCCAGGAGGAGGCGCUCCAGAGUCAGGAGAAACCCAGCAUGAAAACAGAGGAGAAAGAGAGCAGGGGUGGAGGAGAGAUGGCGGGUUCGACAUCAUCAGCGGCUCCGAGUAAAAUCCUGGACCCGAGUCUGUCUUUACUGAUCAAGUCUGUGAAGAACAAGACCGCGCAGUUUCACGCCCGCAAGAAACAGAGGACAAAAUAGAGCCGUUUCACUGCGUUGGGAAUUGAAUUCAUUUAUACAGUUUGAUAUACAGUUGUUUGUACAGGAGAUUUUACAAUUUAAUAAAAGUCAUUUAAGGUCUAAA
Molecule: messenger RNA, 2763 nt
Organism: Neoarius graeffei (lesser salmon catfish)
Lineage: Eukaryota; Metazoa; Chordata; Actinopteri; Siluriformes; Ariidae
Gene: esf1
Product: ESF1, nucleolar pre-rRNA processing protein, homolog (S. cerevisiae)
Exons: 15
Coding region: 351-2660 (769 amino acids)
Biological process (GO): rRNA processing
Cellular component (GO): nucleus
Molecular function (GO): RNA binding
Source: RefSeq, a predicted model, not a curated record